AUGGACGUGGACGUGGACGUGGACGUGGACGUGGACGUGGACAUGGACGUGGACGUAGACGUGGACGUGGACAUGGACGUGGACGUAGACGUAGACGUGGACGUGGACGUGGACAUGGACGUGGACGUGGACGUGGACGUGGACGUGGAGGACGUGGACGUGGACGUGGAUGUGGACGUGGACGUGGACGUGGAGAACUUGGACGUGGACAUGGACGUGAACGUGGACGUGGACGUGGACGUGGAGGACUUGGACGUGGACAUGGACGUGGACGUGGAAUGGACGUGGACGUGGACGUGGACUGGACGUGGAGUGGACGUGGACGUGGACAUAGACGUGGACGUGGACGUGGACGUGGACGUGGACGUGGAGGACGUGGACGUGGACGUGGACGUGGACGUGGACGUGGAGGACGUGGACGUGGACAUGGACGUGGACGUGGAGAACUUGGACGUGGACAUGGACGUGAACGUGGACGUGGACGUGGACGUGGAGGACUUGGACGUGGACGUGGACGUGGACGUGGACAUGGACGUGGACGUGGACGUGGACGUGGACGUGGACAUGGACGUGGACGUGGACGUGGACGUGGACGUGGACAUGGACCUGGACAUGGACGUGGACGUGGACGUGGACGUGGACAUGGACGUGGACGUGGACAUGGUCGUGGACGUGGACGUGGACGUGGACGUGGACGUGGACAUGGACGUGGACGUGAACAAGACGUGGACGUGA
Messenger RNA from Closterium sp. NIES-65, 735 nucleotides. Lineage: Eukaryota; Viridiplantae; Streptophyta; Zygnematophyceae; Desmidiales; Closteriaceae. The record is from the annotation of a GenBank genome assembly.